UGGAGGCCUCCGCCCGGCUCCGACUGAGGAUCCGAGCCUAGGACCGCCCCCCACCCCAUUCCCACCACCCCCACCCCAUCAGCUCGCCCUUCCUCCUCCUCCCUCCUCUCUCCCUCCCUCCGCGCCGGCGGCUGUGGGGACAGGCGGACUGACAGCUCAAGAAGGAGUGAGGCUACCGGCCUUCCCUUCCUCCCCCACUCUCAGCCCCCUCCCGUGGCCAUGAAAUCCCGGCGGGACAAGCUGAACAUCCCGGCCCUGACCUUGGAUUUGUCACCAAGUAGCCAGAGCCCGACCCUGCUGAGUCCUUGCAGCCCUGCUAGCCCCUGCAGCCCAUUACAGACCUUGCACCCCUGGAGCUGUCGCAGCGGCAACAGAAAAAGCCUGGUGGUGGGGACGCCCUCGCCCACCCUCUCCCGACCUCUGUCCCCGCUCUCGGUGCCCACAGCCGGCAGCAGCCCCUUGGACAGUCCCCGGAACUUCUCAGCCAGCACUGCUGUGAAUUUCCCCUUUGCACGCAGGGCUGAUGGCCGGAGAUGGUCACUCGCUUCCCUCCCCUCCUCUGGCUAUGGGACCAACACACCCAGCUCGACUGUUUCGUCCUCCUCAUCCUCCCGAGAACGGCUGCACCAGCUGCCAUACCAGCCAACGCCAGAUGAGCUCCACUUUCUUUCCAAGCACUUCCGCAGCUCGGAGAGCAUCGUGGACGAGGAUGGGGGCCGCCGCUCGCCCUGCAUGCGCCCUCGCUCCCGCAGCCUCAGCCCCGGGCGAACCUCAGGAGCUUUUGACAGCGACAUUGUCAUGAUGAAUCAUGUCUACAAGGAGCGAUUCCCCAAGGCCACCGCCCAAAUGGAGGAGCGGCUGCAGGACAUCAUCACCACCUUCUCCCCGUCCAAUACCCUGGCCCUGGCUGAUGGCGUGCUGAGCUUCAUUCACCACCAGAUAGUGGAGCUGGCCCGGGACUGCUUGGCCAAGGCUCGGGAAGACCUGGUCACCUCUCGCUACUUCUUGGAGCUUCAGGAAAAGCUGGAGAAGAUGCUGCAAGAUGCGCACGAACGCUCCGAGAGCCAGGAGGUCACCUUCAUCGGGCAGCUGGUGCGGAAGCUCUUGAUUGUCAUCUCACGCCCGGCCCGUCUCCUGGAGUGCCUGGAGUUUGAUCCUGAGGAGUUCUAUCACCUUCUGGAAGCCGCCGAAGGACACGCCCGGGUGGGUCAGGGCAUCAAGACGGACAUUCCUCGAUACAUCAUUGGCCAGUUAGGCCUUACCAAGGACCCCCUGGUGGAGAUGGUGCAGCUGGGUCCCCAGGACGCCGACGCCGGAGACCCCCCAGAGAACCGAUCUCUCACUGUCCCUUCCCGAAGGAAACCCUGCGAGAAUGACUUUGAGACCAUCAAACUGAUCAGCAACGGAGCUUAUGGGGCUGUGUAUCUGGUCAGGCAUCGGGAGACCCGCCAGCGCUUCGCUAUCAAAAAGAUCAACAAGCAGAAUCUAGUGCUCCGAAACCAGAUCCAGCAAGUGUUUGUGGAGAGGGACAUCCUCACCUUUGCUGAGAACCCUUUUGUCGUCAGUAUGUUCUGCUCCUUUGAAACCCGCAGGCACCUCUGCAUGGUCAUGGAAUAUGUGGAAGGUGGGGACUGCGCCACGCUGCUGAAGAACAUGGGCCCCCUCCCCGUGGACAUGGCCCGCAUGUACUUUGCGGAGACCGUCCUGGCCUUGGAGUACCUGCACAACUACGGCAUCGUGCACCGGGACCUCAAGCCGGACAACCUCCUGAUCACGUCCUUGGGCCACAUCAAGCUGACGGACUUCGGGCUGUCCAAGAUCGGACUGAUGAGCAUGACCACGAAUCUGUACGAGGGCCACAUCGAGAAGGACGCCCGGGAGUUUGUGGACAAGCAGGUCUGCGGGACCCCCGAGUACAUCGCACCUGAAGUGAUCUUCCGACAAGGCUACGGCAAGCCGGUGGAUUGGUGGGCCAUGGGCGUGAUCCUCUAUGAAUUUCUGGUGGGCUGCGUCCCGUUCUUCGGCGACACGCCCGAGGAGCUCUUCGGCCAGGUCAUCAGCGAUGACAUCAUCUGGCCGGACGGGGACGAGGCGCUGCCCGCGGAUGCUCAGGACCUGAUCACGAAGCUGCUGAAGCAGAGUCCCCUGGACCGACUUGGCACUGGUGGGGCCUAUGAGGUAAAGCAGCACCCCUUCUUCCACAACCUCGACUGGACGGGUCUCCUCCGGCAGAAGGCAGAAUUCAUCCCGCAGCUGGAGGCGGAAGAUGACACGAGCUACUUUGACACUCGUUCGGAGCGGUACCGGCACCUGGGCUCGGAGGACGACGAAACUAACGAUGAGGAAUCCUCUACGGAAAUCCCCCAGUUCUCUUCCUGCUCCCACCGGUUCAGUAAGGUUUAUAGCAGUUCUGAGUUCCUUGCUGUUCAGUCAAAUCUGACCUGUUCUGAGAGAAGCUACAGCGAGGACAAGGAAGAGCGAUUGGAGCGGUGGGACCGGGGCUCAGGGGAGGAGGAGAAGAGCCGCCCUUUGAGCACAGAAGUCAGGCUGAGAUCCUGGACGUCCUCGGGCUCCCUGCGGCACUCCUCCUCCUCGUCCUCCCAGCCGGAGCGAAGCCAGAGCCCCUCCGCCCUGAGCACCACCUACAGCCUGGACCCCAUGCCCAAGUUCGCCUUCUCCUCCGAGGACGAAGCCCCCAGCCAGGGCCCUUCCCAGCCAGAAAGGCCCAUUUUUGUGUUGGGGGAACCCGAGGAGCCGGUGAAGGAACCGGCCAAAGCGUCUGCCCUCACAGCCGACGGUUCCAGCCUCAGCCACAUCCGGCUCCGCAGUAACAGUACUGGGGCCAAGAACUCCACACCGCGGGGCCCGGAGGGCGGAUCGAGCCGGCGCCUCGGGGGCCAGAAGGAGACUCCCGAGAAGCAGAAGACGUCCCCCAGCGGGGGCCGGGUGCCCAAGUCGGCCUCCGUCUCGGCCCUCUCGCUGGUCAUCACUUCAGAUGACUGCAGUAGUGGGGCCCUCAUGAGUCCCAUCUCCCCUCAUUCUCUCUCCUCCAACCCCUCCUCUCGGGACUCCUCCCCGAGCCGAGACUCCUCCAUCAGUAUCACCAACCUGCGACCGCCCAUCAUCAUCCACAGCUCCGGGAAGAAGUUUGGCUUCAGCCUCAGGGCCAUCCGUGUCUACAUGGGCGACAGCGAUGUCUACACCGUGCACCACGUGGUCUGGAGUGUGGAGGAAGGCAGCCCUGCUCACGAAGCUGGGCUGAGGGCGGGAGACCUCAUCACACACAUCAACGGAGAGUCUGUGCUCGGACUGGUUCACAUGGAUGUCGUGGAGCUGCUGCUGAAGAGCAACAACAAGAUCUCCCUUAGAACCACGGCCCUGGAGAACACCUCCAUCAAGGUGGGCCCAGCCCGGAAACACAGCAACAAAGGCCGCAUGGCCCGGCGGAGCAAGAAGAGCCGGAAGCGGGAGAGUCAGGACAGGAGGAAGUCUCUUUUCAAAAAGAUCUCCAAGCAGUCCACAAUACUACACACGAGUCGGAGCUUCUCUUCUGGCCUCCAUCACUCGUUGUCCUCCAGCGAGAGCCUUCCCGGCUCCCCUACGCACAGUCUGUCCCCUGGACCAGCCACCCCUUGCCGCAGCCCCGCCCCUGACGCCCCACCAGGUACCGAUACCGCGUCCCCCCAGAGCACUUCGCCCUCCUCCAGCACCCCCACCUCCCCCGCGGGCCACAUCCGGCCCAGCUCUCUGCACGGGCUGGCGUCCAAGCUGGGGGCCCCGCGCUAUAAGGUGGGCCGCCGGAAGUCGACGAGCAGCAUCCCACCAUCUCCGCUGGCCUGCACGCCGUCCCCGGGCCCGCAGCCCCCCUCCCCGCAGAGGUCUCCAUCCCCUUUGCCAGGUUACCCCAAAAACCUGUACACCUUCCAGGGUAAGACCUUGUCCCCCCCGAUGAUCACCAGGCAGACGUCCCGGCCCCGGAGCGCCGAGACCCCCCGAUCCCCCCUCCUGAAGCGAGGGCAGUCUGCUGACAAAAUCGCCCCCUCCCUGGCGGAGAAGAAGCCGUUGGGGGGCCGUAAACUCACCCUGGAGAUGCCGGCGGGAGACGGGGACGGCCCGGAGGAGGCGUCCAGCCAGGCCUUCUCAGCGAGCCGGGGCAGAGACUGGGCCGGGGACCAGGAGGUGGUGGUCAUGAGGCGCCUGAACCUCUCCGAGCGCCGGGACUCGUUCAAAAAGCAGGAGGCCGUCCAGGAGGUGAGCUUCGACGAGCCCGAGCCCGCGGGCGCUGGGGACGAGGGCCCUGGCAGGCAGGAGGGCCAGGCGCGGGCGCGCGAGCAGAAGCCCCCGCCCGUGCCCCAGAUCGCCCUGGAGGGCCGGGUGCACGAGCCGGGCGCGGGCGAGUGGGAGUGCCAGGGCUCCUACCCGCCCCUGCAGCUGGUGGCCAAGGUCUACACCGAGCAGACGGACGGGACCAAGGCGGUCGAGUACAAGAGCCUCUCAUCGCAGCGGCGGAACAGCCGGGACCUGCGGGACUUGGGCUCGGGGCCGCAGCCCCCCAGGGUGGGCCGGGCCCUGCGGGGGCCCCUGCAGGCGGCCAAGUCCUUGCCCAUCCUCCAGCUCUCGGGAGGCCAGGAGCGGGCGGGACCUGACCCUCGCACUCCCCGGAGUCCGCGAGACGCCGGCCCCUCGCGGAGGAAGGACGGGGACCGGCGCUAGGAGCUGCCACCCAAGCCCGCCCCCAUCCCUCCCACCCGCAUCUGCCUGGAGCCGAGUCAGUGCAUGCGUCCUCGAGGCGGGGGCGGGAGAAAGGAAAGGCGCGAGCCUCGGACCCCGCCGCGGAGCAAGCCCAGGACAAGCAGUGUGGACUCGGACGCGACUUUUUCUACAAACUGGAAAGAAGUCUCCUUAUUUUUGUAGCGGGGGCCGUGGGUAGGAGAAGGCACUUUUGUAAAUAGCUGGGAGGCAGACCCCUACCAUUAAUUUAUUACUUUUGUAAGCUAAGCUGAGAUUGGAGCCCAGAGCUUCUGUGAAGGCACCUUGACCCGGCGUGGGGGAGGAAGGGGGGAGGGAGCCGCCUCCCCCGGGGUGAGGAGCCCACCUGCACCUCCCUCUGGCUGGGGGUUUUCUACUGGGGGAGGGGAGGGCUGGGGUUUAACUCGCGCUGUCCAGGGGUCUGGCUGCGGUCGGGAACGGGCCGAAUGCUGCCCAGCUGUGGGCGUGAGGGAGGGGGCUUUCUGCUCCAGGGCGGGCGGAAGGUCAUCUGGCCAGGGGUUCUCGAUCAGGCUGUGAUUCAGACAAGACAAGCCCCUCCUCUUCCCCCCACCCGUCUUCUCCUUUGGGAGAUGCCCCCCAGCCCCAGGCACAUGCACAUGCACAGAAAUGGCUACAGCUGCAAACUUCCCCUAAACAGUGUCAUGGGCUGGAGCUGCCCCUUCUCUGUCCAGUGACCUUAAAGAAGGAAGGACGCUCUCCCCGGCUUCCUUUCCACUUCACCCCCAAACAAACCUUGCAUGUUUACCAUAAGUCAGCACUUUGGGAGGAAAACAAGAGCCUCCGGGGAUACCUUCUGCCAAAACAGAAGUUCUCAUGGGAUGUUAGCAUCAGUGUGGUUUCCCUGGACAGUUUUAAAGUCAGGGCUGGGAGGGCCCUUAGAACCCGGGAGGUCAGGGCUGGGAGGGCCCUUAGAACCCAGGAGGUCAGGGCUGGGAGGGCCCUUAGAACCCGGGAGGUCAGGGCUGGGAGGGCCCUUAGAACCCGGGAGGUCAGGGCUGGGAGGGCCCUUAGAACACGGGAGGUCAGGGCUGGGAGGGCCCUUAGAACACGGGAGGUCAGGGCUGGGAGGGCCCUUAGAACACGGGAGGUCAGGGCUGGGAGGGCCCUUAGAACACGGGAGGUCAGGGCUGGGAGGGCCCUUAGAACACGAGAUGUCAGGGCUGGGAGGGCCCUUAGAACACGGGAUGUCAGGGCUGGGAGGGCCCUUAGAACAGGGAAUGGCAGAACCAAGGACUGAGAAUGUGAAGAGCCAGUCUAACUUGUCCGAGGUUAGUGACAGAGCCAGGACUAUGACCUGCCUGGAACCUCCAGCCCAGGGAUCUCUCUCUUCCCUCAGCGCCAUGCCAUUGCCAUCAGAUGCCAGCUGGGCAUUCCUCUGCAUUUUGUUUUUCUCUGGGUCCCCCUUGCAGGGAUUUUCUCCCUUUGCGUCUGGGGGGCAGAAGGCUUCUGCUUUGUCUCUGGUCUCAAAAGCCUGUUUCAGGAGUUCCAACCUGCGUUUCUGAGCUUCCAAACUGGUUGUGGAGAAGACAUGCAGCCAGCGGGCGGACGCCCAGGAACGGGCUCUGCCACGCUGUAAUUUAGCACAGUCUGACUUUGAGAUCCACGUCGCGGCCUCUUUGAUUCCCCUAGCAUUCCCUCACCGACAGGCUUCCCGUCUGGACUAGGGGGUACUUAAGGCUGCGAUGAGGUGGGCGGUGCUGUCUGUGGGACCGGCCAGGAAGGCCAGACUCCCCGGGAAGGGCAGGGCCGGAGCAGAGGCUCCAUCGCCAGGGAAGCUUCUCCUCCCGUGGGUCAGCCUGCAGCCACUGCUUUUCCCAUCAUCCCGGUCCAGCCAGAGACAAGGCUAGCCCUUUGUUCCGUGAAUGAUAUCAUUACUUCCACUCCAGCAGGGAGGGACCCUCCAAACUUCAGCCAAAAACAGAUGGAACUUCCCAUCCCGGACGUUAGAUUAUGGAUUAGCUCUUUGGGGUGUUGUUCCUAAAUUGUGCAAGGCUUUGUCUGCAGUGCCUAAAGGGUCUGAAAUUCCUUGAUCUGGUUGACUUGGGAACGUAGAAUGUUAGAGAGAAAAUCAAGAUGACCUAAGUCCCUGCUGGCUGUGUGACCUCAAUUUUCUUAUCUGAGGAAUGGGCUUGAUGGAUACUUUAUUUUCCUGUGAUAAUUGGGGUCAAGUGACCUACCCAGAGUCACACAGCCAGGAAGCGUUAAGUGUCUGAGAUCCGAUUUGAACUUGGGUCCUUCUGACUUCAGGGCUGAUGCUCCUGAUGGAUCCUUAAGACCUUUCCAGCUCUCAGUUUAUGCUCCUACUCUCCUCUGUGCAGGUAGCCCCUCCAUCAGUAUCAGUAAUGGCCAGUCUGUUGUGAGUGACAAAAUGGGUCAUCUUAUGGCCAACUUUAAGGUGAUGACAGACCCAGAGUGGGCCCCACUACACACCCCUUAGCCUCUUAGAACCUGCAGAGCCCAGAGGCAUUGAACAGAGCUUCCCUGGGGGAGAAACCGACCAGUUUAAACCUCUUGGUUCCAAAAGGAGCAACUUGAUGUUUAAAAAUGCCUCUUUAUAGAAUAGAUCCAUAGGCAUUUAUUAAGCACUUAUUGUGUACCUUGAGCUCAUAGCCCCUGUCCUCUGAGAGCUUACAUUCUUCUAAAGAAAACUCAGGUUUUUGGAGGAGCUCAUGACCUGAAGCCCAAUUACUGGAAAUUUUCAGGGGGCUAAGGUUAGAUGUAACCAUUUAUAAAUAACCCCGUCAUAUAUUUUUAUCUUUUAAAAAUAUUUUUUUCUAUUCAUUUACCCUUAGCCCCUGUUUAACCUUGAGAACAUGCAUUCUGCCUUCUUUAAUUAUCUCCUGUUCUUUUACAUUUGGACAAUGCUUUAAAAUUGUGUGAUCUCUUAUCUGUGUUCUCCACAGCAGGAGAAUAGAUGGAACAAGGUUCCCCAUUUCCCUUCCAAUUUGACAUUUUACUUCCCCAGAUGUAAAGCAUCAAUGGGAGUUUCCCUUGGGAUCCUUAGUGGACACUGUCCAAGGUGUUGGAGCCAAGUCUCCUCCUGCUUCCCCAGGAGAAUCCUCCAACCCCAGUCAGUCCCGCGGCCCGUGGUUUCCCCGGUAGCUGGGACUGGAAGAGCAGAAGCUCUGCUGAUACAGCCGGUCUCCGUGGGCCCACGAGGACCCCUUGCUUCCCUGAAUGGUCACCCCCGUUUUAUCUUGCACGUCGUUCCCAAAUAUUGACCGGUGGUUUCAUGGUUGGCUCCCCCCUUGGGUUCUGUCUCUGGUAAUGGCCAUCCCCCCGUUGCUGUUCCUCCUACUCUAGUUCCUGGUGCAGAGUGGAAGUUGGAUAAGAGAAAAAUAGUGACCUGGAGAGAGCUUUGCUAAUGAGUGUUGCAUGAGGUCUUAAGUCAACUCAGGAAUCAUUUCUUAAACCAUUAUUAAACACUCGCGGAGCAACUCUGACUCUGGGUCAGAGACGAGCAUGAAAGGCAGUCAUUUCCCUCCUCGGGCCUCCAAGCCAGGAUUUCUCCCGACCCUUUCAGUCAUCCUUGGCGCCUUCUCAGAAUCAUGUUUCCAAAUAAGUGAAGAAGAUCAGGCAGCGCAGUGGAGAGCGCCGUGGUCCUGCAGGCAGGAGGACCCGAGUCCAAAUGGGCCCUCAGACUUUGACUGUGUGGCCCUGGAAAAAAUUGAAGAAAAUGUCAGGUUUCCAUGAAAAGUUAGUGAAAAUAAAGACGUCAUUCUGUCCCCAUCCAUUUUGUAGACUCCUUAAUAGCUAUCCACAGACUUGGAGGCAGGGUAGGGGUAUCUGUGGGCCCGAGUUUAAGAACUGCUUCAGAGCCAGUUCUGCUACCGUCCUCCACGGGACAUUUGGCCAGUCACUCUUCACGAGCUGUAAAUUUCCAGCCCCAUCACCCAAAGGGGCUGGAUUAGCUCAGUGCCCUUAACCUCUUGUGUGUGUCCUGAAUCGUGUUUUUAAAUGUCUAAAACAAGAAUGAAAAUGAUGAUUUGAGGUAACUAUCAAAAAGCUAAAUUUUUAAGUAUUCACUGAUGAUAGGUUAAGAACUCCCUAUUUAAGUGAUGUCUUGCUGAAUCGCCUUCCCGUUGGAGGCAGCUAAAUGACCUGGUGGAUGAAGGGGCUGCACCUGGAGUCAGGGAGAACCAAGUUCAAAUCUCCCCUGCCUCAGUUUCCUUCUCUGUAAAACGGCACCUACCUCAGAGGGUUGUUGUGAGGAUCCCAUGAGAUAUCUGUAAAGUGCAGUGCCUGGUACGUAGUAGGUGUUCUGUAAAUGUUUAUGCCCUUCCCUUCUCCCCAAAGGGAGACAGCCCCUUUAGAGUCCAUCUGCCAAUAAUAUCAUGCUGUCUGCCAUAGGUUUUUGAGUUACAAAAUGGCAGAUCUGAAAGGCUCUUGGAACUUGCAUAGAACAGAAGGAACCUUAGAAUGUUAAAGCUGAGAAAGCAAGGUCAGAGGUGGGAGGAAUCUUAAAAAGGAUUCUCCGAGCUGAAAAGGGAUUUGAAAACAGUGUUAGAUUCGGAGGCGUUCCUUCUUCAGAGGGGGCUUCAGCAGACUUCUGGAGUUUAAUUUAAUUCAUGAGGAUCAGGGAGCUUAUAGUCCAAUUGAUCCAUUUUACAGGAGGCUUGUCCGAGGUCACACCUUGGCGGUCAUUGCAAAAUCAGGACUGGUCCUGUCUCCCUAAUCAUUCAGACAUCCUUCAUUUUUUAAAUUGUUUUAAUGUGUUUUUUUUUUUCUGGUUAUACAUGUAUUUAAAUACAUGUUUCAUUAUGAAGCACUUUGGGAAGAAAAAAAUCAAGAGUUAAAAAAUCAUAAAAGAAAAAAGAAGUGAACAUAGCAUGUGUACAUUGCAGAUAUUAAAAGAAAAAUAACUCACCUGGCUUUUCUGGGACCAGACAAAAGUGAAAGCAGCAGAAGCAAGGACAGAAAUCCCUUAUCCAACAUCCUUGGGCUUAGAUUUGGGGCAAGAUAACAAUUUCCAAAACCGAAAAAUGUGGGUAUAUACAUUGGCAGCUUCAGGACCAUCUGUGAUACAGAUUUAUGUUAAAGCCGGGAAGAGUGUCGUGUACUUGUGAUCCCUGCUCCCCGGGAGGCUCCAGCUGGUGGAUUUUGUGAGCUCAGGGUUCUGAGCUGCAGCCGGCUAAGUUAUCAGUUGAGGGAGCUUGUGGGAGUAAGGAGCCACCGGGCCACCUAAGGAGUUAAAAACAGCAGGUUGCUGAUGCCCCUCUGCUCAUCAAUUUGGGGAUCAAGCUUCUAAGUGGAGAUUCCUCUGAACUCGGGCACAAAAAAAAAAAGUGUAUGUUGAAGGACUUUGACUUUACAGGGACAUUCCAGGACUAGUUUAGUGCAUAAACCCAUGGAUCUAAUUUCUCUUGCGUUUCCUUUAAAACAGGAAAUAGCCAUUUUAAAUUUUUUUUUUUCUCUUUUGAAGCCAGGUGGUUGCAUCCUUUAAGGCUUAAUAGCUUAGCCAGAAGUCUGAUCUUGGAUUCUUCUAGGUCUUAGAUGUUCAGCAAAACAGUUAUCGUGGUAGAAAUUGGAACCACUCCAUCCAGCAGGGAAGAAAACCUUUCAUUGUGACCUGUGUGAACUUAAGUUGUGUGACAACAGCGUCGUCUUCCUCUUGUAGAGAACCCCAAGAGCUCGCCCACAGAAUUCCCACAGGGUCCCAGCUGACUUCCCGAAGCUUGUUCGCCGACCUAUAGAACUAAAUCUGGCAGGAAUACUCAGGGUAUUGAGCAAGGCAGAUUUAUUUAGGUAGCACUCCGGCCCCUUCUGACCUGCAGCAUGUGUACAGUUAGUGGGACAUCCGUUGGUCAGAGUUCCUGUAGUCCUGACUGGGAGUAUUUAGGAAAUUGUUUGGCCAAAUGAUCCAUCUGUAGCCGGAAGGAGUCUGGGUAGCCGUGGUUAGCCAGUAAGUGACAAGAAGUAGAAGUUAUUCCAAACCUCUGGUUUUACAGAAGGGUACACUGAGGUCUGGAAGAAAAGGGAUUUGCCCAAGUUCACAAGCACAAGAGCUUGGGCUAAGAAAGCAAAUUUCUGGGUGACCAGUUUCCCAUUCCCCCCCUUCCUUAUUCUUCUAUUAAAUCUGGAGAGGAAGUAGGAAUGAUCAGAUGAGGAAAUUCUGCCCUAAAUUCUAGAGGGAAUAAUUAAGAAAUCUAGGAAAUGUUCACAUGUCUAUGGGAAUUUUUACAUUUUUUUUCCAGCCCUUUCCCUACCUCUAUCCCCCCAGAGUUGGAAUACAUAGAGAAAUGUCUGGACCAACUUCUUGUUUGUCUUUUGGGAAACAUUUCGUAGAAUUACGGCUUGUAAUGGAAAAUUCAGCAGCGAGGGAAUGUCGCUGCCAUGGCCUAAGCCUUCUGCUUCCUCCUGUGGUUUGAAAGACAAGAAUUAGCUGUAUCUGCUUGCCUCCCCCCUAAUAGCUCAAGUGCUGUUUCCCACACCCCUUUACCCAGGGGGGGCCUUCUGCUGCCAGGGUUCUGGGUAAGUUGGUGAGCUUCGAACCUCCCUGACCCCUCUUGUGAUGGUAGUUUUGUAUGAACUUGGAGCUGCUCCUUCCUGUUCCCCUUGUUUUCUAUGCCAUCAAUGUUUACAUUUUGGUAUGCAUGUGUGCGAUUUCUGGGGUUAAGCUCCUGCCUCGGUUGUGCUGAGAAUCCCAGGGACCAGGCCUUUUACAUGUUGAAUUUCUAGAUCUCCUGUACAGUUUAUUGCUGCUGAUGAACGUCGUUAUCAUGUUGCCAGCCUAUGUCAAGUGUGAUUUUUUUUUUAAUGUGACCAAAGCCUUUGGGUAGUUCCCCCCAUUUGCCUUCCCUACCACCCCAGGCUUCUAGGUCUGUUGGGCCUGGUUACUUUGCUCAUUGCCCUGAGGUCUCCUCUCCCUGUCACCCGAAAAUGGGCUUUCCUCUGCAAAGAAGUCAGAAGCCACCCUACCCUUGCCAUCACUAGCUGGCCACAGUGCAUGACUUGUUCCCCCAACUCCAUUUGCAGAAGCCUGGGAACAUUAUCUGGGUUUUCAAUUGAAUUAAAAAAAAAAAUUAAGACCAAAAAGAAAA
Molecule: messenger RNA, 11810 nt
Organism: Antechinus flavipes (yellow-footed antechinus)
Lineage: Eukaryota; Metazoa; Chordata; Mammalia; Dasyuromorphia; Dasyuridae
Gene: MAST3
Product: microtubule associated serine/threonine kinase 3
Exons: 28
Coding region: 220-4713 (1497 amino acids)
Biological process (GO): peptidyl-serine phosphorylation; intracellular signal transduction
Molecular function (GO): protein serine/threonine kinase activity; magnesium ion binding; protein binding
Source: RefSeq, a predicted model, not a curated record